AUGGCUCCAAAACGCAAAUCCAAUGCCAGCUCGUCAUCAUCGCCCGGCAAAAACACCACUCCCAGCAAAAAGAAGAAGAAAGAUGAAGAAGUAGAAUCCGAAGAUGAAGAAUCUUCUCAAUUGGAUGAUUUGGCUUCUCCUGCCAAGACCACCGUAUCGGAUCCUAAAGAAUUAGGAUUGUUGGAACAUUCGUAUGAUCCCGAUACUCAUUACAAAUUCAUUAGUUUCAAUGUCAAUGGAAUUAGUGCACUGAUGAAGAAGGAGAAUUAUAUUAAAUUAUUGGGAGAUUCUGAAAAACCCUAUUGUAUUUGUUUGCAAGAGACUAAACUUACAGCAAAGAAUCAAAGCAAGUUUGAAAAGAUUCUUCCUGGUUAUACAGCUCACUUUAAUCAUUGUGUGGCAAAGAAUGGUUAUUCUGGAACUGCUGUUUUUACUUUGGAUUCACAUCCUCCUGUAAAAGUCUCUUUUGGAAUGGGAAUUAGUAAGCAUGAUAAUGAAGGUCGUCUCAUUACAGUCGAAUACGAAGAUGUUUAUUUAGUGAAUACCUAUGUUCCAAACUCUGGUCAGAAACUAGAGAGACUUGAUUAUAGAACUACAGAAUGGGAUGUGGACAUGUUAAAUUAUUUGAAGAAACUUGAAGCAACCAAACCUGUCGUCUGGACUGGAGAUUUAAACGUUGCAGUAUUGGAUAUUGAUGUCCAUAAUCCAAAAGGUAACAAGAAAACUGCUGGGUUUACAGAUCAAGAACGUAAAGCCACUCCAAUUGUUCAACAUAAUUUUAUUGAUUCAUUUAGACUGUUCCAUCCUCAAACACCCGAUUGUUACACCUAUUGGGGUUAUCGAUUCAAUAUGAGAGCAAAAAAUAAGGGUUGGAGAUUGGAUUAUUUCAUUUGUUCUCAAAGCUUGAAAGAAAAUAUUGAGAGUAGUUAUAUUUUGAGUAAGGUACUUGGAAGUGAUCACUGUCCAAUUUCAUUAGUUUUGAAAAAGCCAAAGAAGGAGUAA
This is a messenger RNA of Naegleria lovaniensis, 1002 nucleotides long. RefSeq lists its product as uncharacterized. Gene Ontology annotation, biological process: base-excision repair. NCBI's taxonomy places the organism in Eukaryota, Heterolobosea, Eutetramitea, Acrasida, Naegleriidae. Gene Ontology annotation, cellular component: nucleus. The transcript is spliced from 3 exons. The coding region runs from base 1 to 1002 and encodes 333 amino acids. The record is from RefSeq and is a predicted model, not a curated record. Gene Ontology annotation, molecular function: double-stranded DNA 3'-5' DNA exonuclease activity; phosphoric diester hydrolase activity; DNA-(apurinic or apyrimidinic site) endonuclease activity.